UCCGCCUCAGUGUUUGCUCACUCAGGUGAGCUCAGCGUGUGUUGUCGGAGGAUCAUUGCGGAGCUGCAGGGAGAGCAGAGGGGAGACGGUCAUGUCAGACAGCGGGAACGCACAAUCGCAGGACGGAGGAUCGAGCCGGGUGACAUGCCCGAGUGUGGGCAACAAAGUGACCGUGGUGCUCGGAGCACAGUGGGGCGAUGAAGGGAAAGGAAAGGUGGUGGACCUGCUGGCCCAGGACGCUGACAUGGUCUGCAGAUGUCAGGGAGGCAACAAUGCAGGACACACAGUCGUGGUUGAUUCAGUGGAAUAUGACUUCCAUCUUCUACCCAGUGGAAUUAUUAACCCUAAGGUCACUGCCUUCAUUGGUAAUGGUGUAGUCAUUCAUUUGCCGGGUCUCUUCGAGGAGGCUGAGAAGAAUGUGCGGAAAGGAAAAGGUGUGGAAGGCUGGGAGAACAGGCUUGUCAUCUCUGACCGUGCACACAUCGUGUUUGAUUUCCAUCAAGCUGUGGAUGGAGUCCAGGAACAGGAGAGGCAACAGCAAGCUGGCAAAAAUUUAGGAACAACUAAAAAAGGAAUCGGGCCCGUGUACUCUGCCAAAGCAGCCCGCAGUGGCCUGAGGAUAUGUGACCUUCUGGCUGACUUCCAGGAGUUCUCAGAGAGAUUUAAACAUUUGGCCUCGCAGUAUAAGUCUAUGUACCCAUCACUGGAGAUUGAUGUGGAUGGGGAACUUGAGAAACUCAAGACGUAUGUAGACAGGAUAAAGCCCAUGGUGAGAGAUGGAGUCUUCUUCAUGUAUGAGGCGCUACAUGGGCCUGCAAAAAAGAUUCUGGUGGAAGGUGCCAAUGCCGCCUUGCUGGACAUAGACUUUGGGACAUAUCCGUUCGUGACUUCCUCAAACUGCACCGUGGGAGGGGUGUGUACUGGUCUGGGCAUGCCACCCCAGAACGUAGGUGAAGUGUAUGGAGUUGUCAAAGCCUACACUACGAGAGUUGGGAUUGGAGCUUUCCCUACAGAACAGAACAACGAAAUUGGAGAGCUCUUGCAGACGAGAGGCAAGGAAGUGGGCGUGACCACAGGUCGCAAAAGAAGAUGUGGUUGGCUGGAUCUGGUGCUCAUCAAAUACGCCCACAUGAUUAAUGGCUUCACAGCCUUAGCUCUCACCAAACUUGACAUCUUAGAUGUGCUUCCUGAGAUCAAAGUUGGUGUGGCAUACAAAGUAGAUGGUGAAAUCAUCCCGCAUUUUCCAGCAAACCAAGAGGUGCUACAGAAGGUGGAAGUGCAAUACGAGACUCUGCCAGGCUGGAAAACUGACACGUCUGCUGCCAGGACCUUUGAAGAGCUACCAGAAAAUGCACAGAAAUACGUCUGCUACAUUGAAGAUCACUUGGGCGUGCCUGUAAAGUGGAUUGGUGUUGGGAAGUCGCGGGAAUCAAUGAUCCAGCUCUUUUAAGGGGCUGCUCGGCCUGCAUGUAGCACUGGCUGGAUUACACUCUGGACUCGAGGCUGGAAAGUUGCCUCAUAUGUUUCUUUUCCCACCUCACUUCAAUUUCUCAAUGGCAAGAACAUUAUUUCGUGCCACUCCGAUCAUCCCGCAGCCCUCUGAAAUAGAGUAUUUGCCAUAAAUAAUGGCAUUCCUGUGGUAAAUCAAAAAGGGCUUUUCAACUAGUUAUUUUUUUGUAAUCAUUUAACUGUUUCUAAUCUGCUUUACAUCAUUCUCUGGUAUUUUGAGCUCUCGUAAGCUCAAUAUCUCCAUCUUGAGUCCAUAUGCUGUACAUGUGCUACUACUUCAAACAGGCAUCAGUAGUGAUGUAUAUUGUUGUUAGAUAUCAAUUUUUCACAUAGAUUGGGUAAAACGAUUACUUCUACAUGUUAUAUUUAAUGUUCUUUGUUUGUUUUAUCAUACAGGAAUCAAUGGUUAUGCAAUGUGUUCACUCCUUGUUUUAAAGACUUACUCAAGUCAACUUCAUUUAAACAUACUGUUUUUAAAAGACAAUUUGAAUGUUUCUUUACCAGAUGCAUAAAAACCCAUGAGAUUCAAUAUUAAGCGAUUCUGGAUAUAAAUUCUGUACAAUACAGCUUCAAAAUGUAAUACGAUUACAGUGGGCGUUUUCUGUUUUUCCGAAAAUAGAAGUAAAACAGUUUAUCGAAGCA
This is a messenger RNA of Carassius gibelio (silver crucian carp), 2151 nucleotides long. Its product is annotated as adenylosuccinate synthetase isozyme 2. Gene Ontology annotation, biological process: 'de novo' AMP biosynthetic process; IMP metabolic process. Gene Ontology annotation, molecular function: adenylosuccinate synthase activity; GTP binding. The record is from RefSeq and is a predicted model, not a curated record. NCBI's taxonomy places the organism in Eukaryota, Metazoa, Chordata, Actinopteri, Cypriniformes, Cyprinidae. The transcript has 13 exons. Gene Ontology annotation, cellular component: cytoplasm. Bases 92 to 1450 code for a protein of 452 amino acids.